AGCGCUCAGAGUGCAGCGGAGGACGGCGCGGUGGCUGUCCGGUCCGGUGUCGCUGUCAGUGGGUUAAAGUCUGGGGGGAGGUCCGGGUCCAGUUCCGGGUCUGAAUCUGCAGCUGGAAGUUCAGCGACAUUUGGAUCACAACUGAAGCCGGUUUGAGGUGCGAGAGGCCCGGCUGGCUGCUGCGCCGUGCUGCGCUGCGGGGGAUGCGCGCACACAAUGGGAGACCGUCCGGGACUAGAAUAACGUCUCCGCGCUCGGUUUGGUUUGUAAUGAUGCCGGAGCUGCAGCCGAGACUCAGCGUGGACUAAGGACCUCCUCUGACCGGGCAGGACGCUUCAGACGCCGGUCUGCGCUCAGCUGUGAGCCCCGUGGAAGCCGCGGAGAAUGCGCCUGUGUGCGCGUGAAUCCUGCUGGGAUGAACCCGGAAUGUGUUUCCUGCGUCUUAAGCCGCUGUUUGCACAUCUGGAUGAGAGGAAAGCCGGUUUCAGCUCCGAGGCGGUUUUUCUGAACCUGGUUUAUGGAGUUAAUUCACGUUAAUUUACUGGAUUUUAACCGCAGACACAUCAGCAGCCUGCAGAGGUUGGUGUUCAGAAAGCUGCUUUUAAUUUGAAGGAAUCCGCUUAUCAAACUAAAGGAGCAUUUUGUAGUUUUGCCUUUAAAUCCUGAUAUUAUCAAACUAAAGGAGCAUUUUGUAGUUUUGCCUUUAAAUCCUGAUAUUAUCAAACUAAAGGAGCAUUUUGUAGUUUUGCCUUUAAAUCCUGAUAUUAUCAAACUAAAGGAGCAUUUUGUAGUUUUGCCUUUAAAUCCUGAUAUUAUCAAACUAAAGGAGCAUUUUGUAGUUUUUCACAUGAGCGUGAAAGGGGGACAUGUACCUACUGGACAGUAACUGCACUGAGAGGAUGGAGAGAGGAGCUCCUCAGAGGAAGACUGUGUACAGGAUCUCCCUCACGCUCGUGAAGAGGGAGAGUUUGGAUGAUGGGGGCUCGGCUCCCCGGCGGGCGGAGAACCCAAAGGUGGGCGCCUUCAGGCGUGAGGGGUCGGCGGAGGUGCAGCGGAGCGGUCUGCUGGAGCAGCUGAAGGAGGUGGAGGAUGAAUCGGACGAGUUCUCCUCCUCCCUUGGCUACAUGAGGAACUUCAGGACGUUCAGCACGGGCCAGCUGGAGCUGGGCAGGCUGAAGAUCUGCAGGAAGCAGCUACUGCAGCGUGAUGCCAAGGCCACCAGUCCGCUGGCGGAGCCCGGGCAGGAGGAGGGCGGCGAGCAGGAAGCAGAGGAAACGCCACAGGCGGUGGUGGAGAAUGGCGACGUUGGCAAGAAGAAGAAGAAGCUCCUGAAGGCAAAGAGCAUGGAGGAGCCGAGCUCGAAGCCACUGAAUGACGAUGGGAAGUUGACCCACUCCAAAAGUAACGGGGCCUCUACAGAAUGCCCCCCACAGACUCCACCUCCUCUGAAGCGCCCCCCCGGCCUGCUGCGCCGCAGCUUCAGCUUCAGGCACUGGAGCGGCACUGAGCUUCUGCGCCUGCGGGCGCUCUCCAAAGACAAACAUCACAGCAGCUCCGGCUGCAUCGGCCAGGACGCCGCAAAGGACGCUGCAAAGGAUGGCGAGGCCACGGCGGCUCUCCCUUCCACCCGCCUCCUCGACCCCACCAGAGAGAAGAGCAGGACGCUGGAGGUCGGCGCUGUCCUCAACAAGACGGACUCCAUGUCUGAGCUGAGCCGCUGGGAGAGGGCGCAAGGCAGCAGGAACCGCACGCUGGACAACAGCGACCUCCUGAGGCUGGCGGCUGAGAAGGAUGCCGCCGGGGGUGGCUUCCUGCUGCGGGGAGGGGCAGGACGCUCCAGCGAGCGGCGCCUGGUUCGCUUCUUCAGCGGGAUCUUCUCCAGGAGAGACGGCGCCUCCACAUCAACGCCGGUGGGGAGCCCGAGCACCAACAGGUCGCUGCGCCGGAGCCGGAGGGCGGCGCUGUCGCAGUCCAGCACAGAGAGCAUGAACGGAGGUAGCGCUGACGAUGCGUUUGUGAACAGUCAGGAGUGGACGCUGAGUCGGACGGUACCCGAGCUCAAAGUGGGCAUUGUGGGUAACCUGGCCAGCGGUAAGUCUGCGCUGGUCCACAGGUACCUGACAGGAACGUACGUCCAGGAGGAGUCACCUGAGGCUGACGUGGAUGCAGGCGGCCGCUUUAAGAAGGAGAUCGUGGUGGACGGUCAGAGUCACCUGCUGCUUAUCAGAGAUGAAGGAGGCCCCCCGGAGGCUCAGUUUGCGUUGUGGGUGGACGCGGUCAUCUUCGUCUUCAGUCUGGAGGACGAGAUCAGCUUUCAGACCGUUUAUCACUACUUCAGCCGCCUCGCCAACUACAGGAACACUGCCGACCUGCCGCUGGUCCUGGUCGGGACACAAGACGCCAUCAGCUCGACCAACCCCAGGGUGAUCGACGACAGCCGGGCCAGGAAGCUCUCCAACGACCUCAAACGCUGCACCUACUACGAAACCUGCGCCACCUACGGCCUCAAUGUGGAGCGAGUCUUCCAGGACGUUGCCCAGAAGAUUGUGGCCACCAGGAAGAAGCAACAGUUGUCCAUCGGGCCGUGCAAGUCGCUCCCCAACUCCCCGAGUCACUCGUCUGUCUGCACCACACAAGUGUCGGCCGUCCACAUCAGCCAGACGAGUAAUGGCGGCGGCAGUUUGAGCGACUACUCGUCGUCUGUGCCGUCCACGCCGAGCACCAGCCAGAAGGAGCUCCGCAUCGACGUCCCGCAGACCACCAAUACACCAACACCCGUCCGCAAGCAGUCCAAACGCCGCUCCAACCUCUUCACUUCGAGGAAGGCGAGCGAGGCGGACAAGGACAAGAAGGGCCUGGAGGCUCGAGCCGACAGCAUCGGCAGCGGGCGAGCCAUCCCCAUCAAACAGGGCAUGCUGCUGAAGAGGAGCGGUAAAUCCCUCAACAAGGAGUGGAAGAAGAAGUAUGUGACGCUGUGUGACAACGGUCUGCUCACCUACCACCCGAGCCUGCACGACUACAUGCAGAACGUCCACGGGAAGGAGAUCGACCUGCUCAGGACCACAGUGAAGGUGCCGGGGAAGAGGCCGCCUCGCGCCGUGUCCACCUGCGCCGCCAUGCCGAGUCCCAAAACCAACGGCCUGACGAAGGACAUGAGCAGCCUGCAGCUCGGACAGACUUCAGGCUCGGUGACCAGCAGCUCGUCGGUGUCCCAGAUGGCGAGCGGCGUCAGCUUGGUGUCCUUCAACAGCCGCGGCACGGAGGGGAUGCACCAGCGCUCGUACUCCGUCUCCAGCGCCGACCAGUGGACCGACGCCACCGUCAUCGCCAACUCCGGAGUCAGUACGGACACAGGCCUGGGAGACUCUGUCUGCUCCAGUCCCAGCAUCUCCAGCACCACCAGUCCAAAGAUGGAGCCGCCGCCAUCGCCGCACGCCAACCGCAAGAAACACCGGCGGAAGAAGAGCACCAGCAACUUUAAAGCCGACGGCCUCUCUGGUACUGCGGAAGAGCAAGAGGAGAACUUUGAGUUCACCAUCGUAUCGCUGACGGGGCAGACGUGGCACUUUGAAGCCACUUCCUAUGAGGAGCGAGACGCCUGGGUUCAGGUCAUCGAGAGCCAGAUCCUGGCCAGCCUGCAGUCCUGCGAGAGCAGCAAGAACAAGUCUCGUCUGCCGAGCCAGACGGAGGCGAUGGCUCUGCAGUCGAUCCGAAGUAUUCGAGGGAACGGUCGCUGUGCCGACUGUGACGCACCGAACCCGGACUGGGCGAGUCUGAACCUCGGGGCCCUGAUCUGCAUCGAGUGCUCAGGCAUCCACAGGAACCUGGGCACUCACCUGUCCAGGGUUCGCUCUCUGGACCUUGACGAGUGGCCUCUGGAGCUCAUCAAGGUGAUGUCAGCUAUCGGCAAUGAGCUGGCUAACAGCGUGUGGGAGGCCAAUGCUCAGGGACGCCUCAAACCUGGACCAGAUGCCAGCAGGGAGGAGAGGGAGCGCUGGAUCCGGGCGAAGUACGAGCAGCGUCUCUUCCUGGCAUCGCUGCCCUGCACUGACCUCCCGCUGGGCCAGCAGCUGCUGAGGGCGACCGCCGAGGAGGACCUCCGUGCUGUUGUCCUCCUGCUCGCCCAUGGGUCCCGACAGCAGGUCAACGAGACCUGCGGAGAAGCGGACGGACGCAACGCACUGCACCUGGCCAGCCACAAAGCCAACGUGGUCAUCACGCAGCUCCUUAUCUGGUACGGCGUGGAUCUGAUGGCGAGGGACGCCCACGGCAACAGUGCAAUGGCAUACGCUCGGCAGGCCAGCAGUCAGGAGUGCGUGGACACACUGGCUCAGUACGGCUGCCCAGACGAACGCUACCCCCUAAUGGCCACGCCCAACCUGUCGCGCCGUAACACCAACCGGAACAACAGCUGCAGCAGCGCCGGCAGUGCCGCGCUCAUAUGACUGGAAGGUUUCCCCACAGUGACUCCAUGAAAAAUAAACAAAGAAACCCCGAUUUGGGAGAAUCCUGACUUUUAUUUUGGGAACCACUACUUUAUCUCCGCCCACUUCACCUGACAACCACCAGUAAACUGAUCACAGGUCAGGGGUGAUGCUGCGUCCACGUGUCUUUUUUGGGAGAACAAGUUAAAGCAUGCUGGGAAAUAUAGUCCACAAUCAUCAAAGCAUUUUGGGAAAUGGUCACAUGACUUGUUACGUCCAACGAGACAUACUGUACCUCAUCGCACGUGCUCAGAUUUCACACUACAAAGGCCAGUUUUCACUCAGGCUCAACAACAAACUGAAUUAUGUUUCACGCUGAAACAUAAUGACUUCUGUCCACAACCCGAAACUGUGAGAUCAAACGAAUCAAGAAGGAAACUAGAGUCUUCGUAUCUUCUUUGAGGCAGCCAUGCAUCAUCAUCAUCACCUUCAUCACAAGUCACUUCAGGACUCUUUACAACCUCUUCUCCUCCUCUCAACUCUCAUUUUUUUAUUUUCUGCAGACACUCCCACCUUUACACAUUUUUUUAUGUGAAAAAAUCUUGACGUUUAAAUAAAAAAGAUAUCAGCUUAGAGGUAAAACACAAGUGUGAUAGAUCGCAUGUCCUAGACACUUUUUCUACUUUAAUUUAAGGCAUUUUUCCUCAACUGUGUAUAUUGUAUCUCGAUGUGCAUUGCUGGACCAAUGGUUAAAAAUGCUAACAGGGGAAGGUUUUUUUUUUUAGCUGUUGGAUGUAUAAAGUCAUUAAGUGUACAGAACCUCUUGCCAGGCUCAGGGACCGGAGACUGUCGAUCGUCAAUGCCCAUCGUCUUUUUUUCCAGUGAGUCCUUUAGAUUUAACCAUGUGCUUUCACUUUGCUCAGUUCAGACUACAUUCAAACUUCAUCAGCACUCCUCAAUGUCAACUAAAUUCUCUGAUAUAGCACACAGCAGAAAUGAGUCCUAAAACCCAGAAAUCUGAUUUUUAGUCCUAAAACCCAGAAGUUUGAUCAUUCUAGGUCAGCAUCUCAGUCAAUGGCUUUUUUGAAUUUGUUUUUGGUUGUGUGCCUAAGGCCCCAACAUAUGAGUAUAAAGACCGAUUGGCAAUCCCUUGGCAGCCACCAGUCACAGGUUGGCAAGUGGUUGAUGGAGGUUGCUGGCAGUCACUAAGUUUAGGGAAAGGGUUCUGCUGUGCUGCACUGAAAAACUUGCAAUUGCGUGGAAGACUCCAGCUUGUCUGCAAACACUCACCAACUACUUGCGGAGCGGUAGUGAAACUGCUAAAGGUGCAACAAAAACCAGAAAUGGAGCCCGAUCACGUCAGAGUUGCAGUUUUUGAAAAGUGUUGGUUACAUUGGUAAGGCACAACUUACUUCGCCUAUUAAUGAUGAUAAAGAUCACUUGAACUUCCCAUAAGGUUGAUCAGUCGAACAUUUUAUGUCGCUGAUAUCACCAGUAGGUUUAUGCUUGUAAUCUGAGAAAUUUGGUUUACCAUUCAGCUCCUGAUCCAGUUGAGAAUUCACCUGCCGAUGAGCAUCUAAAUGUAGGAUUUCAACCUUUACUUAUGCUAAAGGUUUUAUCAUCUGAACUGAGUAAAUUGUAACCAUGUCAAACCCAAACCUGUUUUGCAUUCUGAUGAAAAAAAGCAUUUAAUCUGAACUCUGUCCCGGAAGUUAAUUUUAUUAUUGUAAAAAAAAAAAUGGAAAAGACACAGAAACAGGUGUCGGAGCAAGAAAGGGAAAUAAUGAUCUUCAGGUGUUUUUUAAAUGUUUGAUAUCUGUCCAGACUAAUCACAGUGAUGGGGAGAUGGUUGGUGGUCCCUGCCAUCACCGCCACUUUUUUUUAUCUGUCCCGUCCAAUCAGGCGGUUGCCCUGAUCUGCUCAGCGAAUCACUAAGAAGGGCUUCUUUUUCUUCUUCUCUGGUCUGAAAACCUCUUUGUUGUAAAUAAUCCUCCUCUCUUUCUCUCUCGCUUUCUCUCGUUCGUUCAUGGCAUCAUGUAAAUUAGAGAACAUGGGAAGUACUUAGAGUAUGUCAGGUUGCAGAGUGGAAGUGGUUUAUUCUGAUGUGUUGUCGUAUGGUUUUGGAUUUGUAUUGUGCUGAACCAUUCGGGGCAGGAAGAAAAAAAAUUGCAGGGGUCUAAAUCAGUGGUUCUCAAUGAGGGAAUCUUUACAGACUAAAGAGUCACCACACUGGCUCCACAUGACUUUCCCCAGUGGGACAAAGUUUUUUUCACGAUAUAAUCUAAAUGUGGCAAAUUUAGAACUUAAAUUGAGACCAAAUAUGGUUAAAUUGGGGUCCUCAAUAAAACCACGGUAUUCAUCAGAUGUUUACGAUUGCCUAAUGCGGUGAAAUUUGUGUCCAAAGUGAGUUUACCAAGUGUGCUCUACAAUUUGGGGUCAAGUUUCAACUUAGUAAGUCUACUGAUGUUUGAAUUUGAGACCACAGUGUUUACCAAAAUUAUGAAUGACCAUUAAGAAUGAUUUGUUUUCGGUACAGAAUUCGGUAUAUCCCAACUCUUUCAUUCUUGACUUUCUCAUUGUUAAUGGGAAUAUUUUAAAGACCCUGACCCUGAUACAAAAAAGACUGACAGAAACAACAAGCUGGACCAUGGAUGCGUACAUUAAUGCUACCCUGAUUGUUUAUGAAUGUGUUUACACUUGUAUAAUUGGUCUGCAUGGCCAUUACCCAUUAGAAAAGAUGAAGUUUACUUCAUGCUAGGCCUCAUAUUUAAAAAUAGCCAUGAGCUAGAAUUGAUGGGAACCACUGGUGCAGAGGUCCCUUUGGAAUGAAUCAUAGCAUUGCAGGUUAAUUUUAGGUGUGUUAGAGACACCUUUCUUAAUCCUGGUGAUGUAGAUGUUUCUGUUGGUUGCUGAAAUGUGUUGAAUGAAGGCUUACAGAUGAGGAUGGUUCGUAAAAUAGCUUCUUAGCCUCAACAUUUGUGUGACGAUUCUGACAGUAAUACUGCACGUCCUCCUGUUUCGCCCUCUAAUGUUAACGUUGCUGCAGUGGUUGAGGAGAAGCUCUCAACCCAACUGUGUAUCCAAGCAAUAUUCAUAAGAACUUCACUCUCACAUCCUAACUUCGUAUACUAACAUUGCUUCAGUAUUCACACGAAAACAUAAAAACACAGUUUAUAGAAACGGAAGAAGGAUAAAAAAAAAAAGAAACAAAUGUUUUUCCAUCAACAUGAACGCUGUUUUCCUCAUUUUGCCUUUUUGUUUUUGCACGCCUGCCUUGAUGUCCCUAAUUUUGUUGUUUCUCUACAUGCCCCAUUUUCCUUACCAGUCAUCUUUAAGCCACCAUUUUAUUUCCUGUAAAUGAUAAACCAAGAGGUUUGACCGUUACUUUGGGUGGUUUUAUUUUGUUUUCAUAUCUGACUCAUCUUCCCUCUGUCCACAAACAGGACAGGGUUUAGGCGUCCAUUUAUUUAUGACAGAAAUGCACUAAUUGACUGAUUCACUUCGUCCAUCUUAAACACAACUCUUAUCACCAUCUUCCUUUAUCCUCUGGUAUUAACUGACAUUUGAUAUUUCUAAGCGGUGGCGGCUUCAGGUUGUUUCCUUUGGAAUAAAACUGUAUUUAUUUUAAAAUCAUGUGAGCAGAGAAAUUUAAAGUAUAAGGAAUUAUAAUGCUAACUGUAGAUAAUAGUAAACAAGCUAACAAUAGCAUUACGCUAAUGUUACAGUUUUCAAGCACUUACUGAUACAGCUAGAGAUCAGUUCGCUGGUGAUGGCUAAUGGCAAAAAAGAUGAACAUUAGGAACAUUAGGUAAGCAUUAGUAUCAUCUUUCUGAUGAAAUGUAAAAAUUGGUGAGCCAUCUGUCACCUAAGCUAACACCUAGCAGUGAGAAAACUAGCAUUGUUGAUAGCAUUGCUUUAGGUUCACAGCUCAUUUUCCCCCUCAAUAUUAGUGAAAUAUAAACAUUGAAAUAUUCUAGGGAAUAGAAACAUCAAGUAUCAAAAGCUGUAGAUAUUUUAACCGAACUAAGCUAAAUGAGAGAAGAGCAGCACUAGCUAAACUUCCCACCAUGAAAAUGCAAAAUGUGACAAACACUGUUAAAAGCACUAUCCCACUUUCCAACUAAACAGUUAAAGUCAGUCAUCGGCUUUCUAUUAGCGGCUUAGCAGAACAUGAAAAAAAAUUUAGAUAAUAGAAACAUUGUGUAAAGAUCAGCUAGCUAAACUCAGCUUGUGGAGUAUAUGUGGUGCUGUAUCUCCUUGAAUAUGAAAACUUGACUCUUCUGUGUUUCUAUUACUUGCUUUCACAUUUUCUUAAUCUCAGAAUUGCAAAGAAAACAUGGAAAAUAUGUGUUUUUAUUUAUUUUUUUUUAAGCUAAAAUGUGCUGUGAAGCUCCAGCUAGUAAUUGGUUAGCUCAGUGGCCAGUAGCACGGCGCAAUAUGUUUCCUAGCUUAGCUCUUUCGACUGAAGCCGCCUGCGUGUAGAUGAAUUAUGUCACGAUAACGGCGUUAACAUGUCUGCGCUCCUCUCGCCACCGCCAAUACCUGUACAUAGACUUCAACAGAACGAAGAAAUAAUAUCAUCAAUGUUUAGUUGUGUUACCUCAUGUAGCCUCUACCCCUUAACCCCACCCACCCGGACUGUCCACUACAUUAUUUAUAAACGCGCUCCUCGAGGAAGACUCGCCCCCUUUAAGCCUACCUUUUUGUAUAAUUUUCUUCAUCCACUUUUUAUUGUUAUUGUUCCAAUUUAUCAUCCAGACACAUUAUUGUUCUUAUUGUCACUGUUAUUCUAAUUAUUAUUAUUGUUGUUGUUGUUGUUAUUAUUGUUAUUGAAUUUUUGUUUGAUGUACAGUACUGUUGUUGGAAAAUUCUACCUAAUACAGAGUCUUCUACUGUAAUGUGUCUCUUUUCAAUAAAGACAAGAAUAAUGCUUCUUAUUAUAAA
Archocentrus centrarchus (flier cichlid) is the source of this 9368-nucleotide messenger RNA. RefSeq names its product ArfGAP with GTPase domain, ankyrin repeat and PH domain 1 (gene agap1). Lineage: Eukaryota; Metazoa; Chordata; Actinopteri; Cichliformes; Cichlidae. Gene Ontology annotation, molecular function: protein binding; GTP binding; GTPase activator activity. The record is from RefSeq and is a predicted model, not a curated record. Gene Ontology annotation, biological process: activation of GTPase activity.